AUGAGUGUAGAAGAUGCUUCCAAUGGUGCCCUUGGGAAACGUUCCCUUUCGGAGGUAAACACGAACUUUCCAGACUCUAGUAUCCCUCAAGAUGAAGUAGCUAAGAAGCCCAGAGUACAGGAUGAAGAGAAGGAGAUUUUUGAUGAGGCCCCUCCUGCAGACGAACUGGAAGAUAUUGUGGACGAAUACGUGGUGAAGCAAACAGAGGCAGUAGCCAAUGCGAGUUCAACCGGUGCGGAGGAGGCGAUAGCGGGAGACCCUUUACCUCAAAAUGUGGAAAAGGACUUCAUGAUGCCUGCUGAACCAAUCCCAGCUAUCAAUAUACCCAAAAACCCCGUGACAGGGAAGUAUAAAUUUCCCUUUAUUUCCAAAGAAGAGUCACUGGCCGCACGGUCAUAUCUCAAGUACUACGGUUCGGGCAGGUUUUUGGACUCGUAUUUGCCGGAGGAUUUGAACUCGCUUUAUAUUUACCACUUGAUAAAGUUGCUAGGGUUUCAGAUCAAGGACAAGCUUCUGCUGGAAGCCGUGCAGUCUGUAGCAGAGAAUGAAAUAUAUUCGCAAAGGAGCAACACGGAGAGUACAGCUUCGGUCAAUGGGACUGGUGAGCGAAAAUCUAGUGCUGAGAUGGCAGCCGCCGUAGAACAGCCCUCAUCCAACGAAGACAGUGAGUAUUAUGACGAUCCAUUGGAAAAGAAACACGCUGUGCGUCUAAUUAAAGACUUACAAAAGGCCAUGAAUAAAGUGCUGAGCACUAGAAUGAGACUUCCUAAUUUUCACACCCUGGACGAUUUUGUCAACAAAUUGAGAACCGCCAAAAAGGUUCUUAUAUUAACAGGCGCUGGUAUUUCGACCUCGUUAGGAAUUCCAGACUUCAGAUCUUCUGAAGGUUUUUAUUCCAAGAUCAGACAUUUGGGGCUCGACGAUCCUCAAGACGUGUUCAACUAUGAGAUUUUCAUGCAGGACCCAUCUGUAUUCUAUAAUAUUGCUCAUAUGGUUCUCCCUCCCGAGAAUCUGUACUCGCCGCUUCACAGUUUUAUCCGUAUGAUCCAGGACAAGGGCAAAUUAUUGAGAAACUACACCCAAAAUAUAGACAACUUGGAGUCUUACGCUGGAAUCCAAUCAGAGAAAAUGGUCCAAUGCCACGGUUCUUUUGCUACUGCGUCAUGCGUGACUUGCCAUUGGAAGCUACCCGGUGAACGAAUCUUCAGCAAUAUAAGAAAUCUCGAGCUGCCGUUGUGUCCUUACUGUUAUAAGAAACGUAAGGAAUUUUUUCCUACUAGCCAGCCGGGCAGUAAGGAAGGGGAACCUGAAACUUUUAACAGCGUUUUCAACAACGUCCUAAAAUCUUACGGAGUGUUGAAGCCCGACAUCACCUUCUUUGGCGAAGCGCUUCCUUCAAAAUUCCAUCGCAACAUUCGCGAUGAUGUUUUGAAAUGCGACCUGCUUAUUUGCAUCGGAACUAGUUUGAAGGUGGCUCCUGUCUCCGAGAUCGUAAACAUGAUUCCAUCCUACGUACCUCAAGUGCUGAUCAAUAAGGACCCUGUAAGGCACGCCGAAUUCGACCUCUCGUUGCUUGGUUACUGUGAUGACGUCGCUGCUCUUGUGACUCAGAAAUGUGGCUGGUCCAUGCCUCACAACAAGUGGCCCACACUCCAGGAGGUUGAGUACGGCUGUGAGAUGUAUGAGAGAGGUAUCUACGAAAUUCAACCCAAAGCGAGCAAAUCGAGUUCACCUCAACCAGAAGAGUAA
Molecule: messenger RNA, 1749 nt
Organism: Lachancea dasiensis
Lineage: Eukaryota; Fungi; Ascomycota; Saccharomycetes; Saccharomycetales; Saccharomycetaceae
Source: the annotation of a GenBank genome assembly